GUCCCUGAGGGCGGGAUGGGCUGUCUCUGAGCAGAUUGGGCAAUCGUGAGAGAAAAGAUGUUCGAUGCUAGAGCGUGCACGGUUUUCACUGAGAAAUGGUUCAGUGUCAGCUUCAACUGGAAGGUUACCUGGCCGAGGUAUCGGGCGGCGGGGCUGGGGGCUGGGAGGUAGAGUUGGGUGGGAGGAAAUUACCUUGAGCUCGGCGUGCGAGAUACCUCGGGCCAUGUCCUUCCUUUGCUCAGAAGCCUGAAGUGGCUCCGCUCGUGCCUCCGGAUAAAGCCUUCAAACAGUGGCCGAGCUGCAGAACUCCUUGCCAAAGAACAGGGAACAGUGCCUGGAUUUAUUGGUUUUGGAACAUCUCAGAGUGACCUAGGCUAUGUUCCUGCUAUUCAAGGAGCUGAAGAAAUAGACAGUCUUGUAGAUUCUGAUUUCCGAAUGGUGCUUCGGAAACUUUCUAAGAAAGACGUCACAACAAAAUUAAAAGCCAUGCAGGAAUUUGGAACCAUGUGUACAGAGAGAGAGACAGAAAUUGUAAAAGGAGUUCUUCCAUAUUGGCCAAGAAUUUUCUGUAAAAUUUCACUUGAUCAUGACCGCCGGGUUCGAGAAGCCACACAGCAAGCUUUUGAAAAACUUAUCCUAAAAGUAAAGAAACACUUGGCUCCCUACUUAAAAAGUGUAAUGGGAUAUUGGUUAAUGGCUCAGUGUGAUACAUAUACACCAGCCGCAUGUGCAGCAAAAGACGCAUUUGAAGCAGCUUUCCCUCCAAGCAAGCAGCCUGAAGCCAUAGCAUUUUGUAAGGAUGAAAUUACCAUUGUGCUGCAAGACCAUCUUCUAAAAGAAACACCUGAUACACUCAGUGACCCACAAACUGUUCCAGAGGAAGAAAGAGAAGCUAAAUUCUAUCGAGUUGUAACUUGUUCUUUAUUGGCAUUAAAGAAAUUGCUUUGCCUGUUACCUGAUAAUGAGCUUGAUUCUCUGGAGGAAAAAUUUAAGUCUCUUUUAUCACAGAAUAAAUUUUGGAAAUAUGGAAAACACAAUGUACCACAGAUCCGCUCAGCAUAUUUUGAGUUAGUGUCUGCUUUGUGCCAACGCAUUCCACAUUUAAUGAAAGAUGAAGCUUCCAAAGUGAGCCCAUCUGUUCUACUUAGCAUUGAUGACAGUGACCCAGUUGUUUGUCCAGCACUCUGGGAGGCUGUACUCUAUACACUUACAACUGUUGAGGACUGUUGGCUUCAUGUAAAUGCAAAAAAAAGUGUGUUUCCAAAGUUGUCGACUGUGGUUCGUGAUGGUGGUCGGGGCCUAGCUACAGUCAUAUAUCCGUAUCUUCUGCCAUUUAUCAGCAAAUUGCCUCAGUCCAUUACAGAUCCAAAGUUGGAUUUCUUCAAAAAUUUCCUCACCUCUCUAGUAGCAGGGCUGGCAACAGAGAGAAUUAGAACCAGCUUUUCAGAGUGCUCAGCAGUAGUGUCUGCUUUUUUUGAAUGCUUACGUUUUAUAAUGCAACAAAACUUAGGCGAGGAAGAGAUUGAACAGAUGCUCAUCAAUGAUCAGUUGAUCCCUUUUAUUGAUACAGUUCUCAAAGAUCCAGGAUUGCAACAUGGUCAAUUAUUUAACCAUUUAGCAGAAACUUUAAGUUCCUGGGAAGCUAAAGCAGACAUAGAAAAAGAUGAUAAAAUGGUGCAAAACUUGGAGAAUGUACUGUUCAAUUUCUGGGAAAAACUAUCAGAGAUCUGUGUCGAGAAAAUCAAUGAGCCAGAGGCUGAUGUUAAAUCUGUUUUGGGUGUAUCUAACCUGUUAGAGGUCCUUCAGAAGCCAAAGAGCUCCUUGAAAUCAAAUAAAAAAAAAAAUGGUAAGGUUAGAUUUGCUGAUCAGACAUCUGAAGGUAAUAAAGAGAUUGAAAAAUAUGUAUCUUCAGAAGGAGAGAACAGUGAAGCCUCUGAAUUACCAACUGAAUCUGAAUCUUUUCUCACUAAUAAUUCUUCAGACAUUAUGUCUCCUCUAAGGAAAAAACCUUUGGAAGACUUGGUCUGUAAACUUGCAGAGAUGAGUAUUAAUUAUGUUAAUGAACAAAAGUCAGAGCAACAUUUAAGGUUUCUGUCUACUCUUCUUGACUCCUUCUCUUCAAGCCAAGUAUUUAAAAUGCUCCUUGGUGAUGAAAAAGAGAGUAUUGUCAAAGGCAAACCUCUUGAAAUAACCAAACUUGCACAAAAAAAUCCUGCAGUGCAAUUUUUAUAUCAUAAACUAAUAGGUUGGCUAAAUGAAGAUCAAAGGAAAGAUGCUGGUUUCCUGGUGGACAUUUUGUAUAGUGCCCUCUGUUGCUGUGAAAGUGACGUAGAAAGAAAAGAUGUCUUGGAUGAUCUAACCAAGGAGGACCUGGAAUGGAAUUCUCUUCAUCAGGUUAUUCAAAAGGCAUGUUCUAGUUCAGAUAAACAUGCUUUAGUAACUUCUUGGCUAAAAGGCAAUAUCCUUGGAGAGAAACUGGUUGCCUUGGCAGAUGGUCUUUGUAAUAAGAAAUUGGAACCCACCUUGUCUUCAGAUUCUCACUUCUCGGAAGAAUGGACUCUUCUAAGCUUGGUAUUAUCCCAACAUGUUAAAAAUGAUUACUUGAUUGGAGAAGUAUAUGUUGGAAGAAUUAUUGAUAAACUUCAUGAAACUCUAUACAAAACAAAGACAUUGUCAGAAGCUGAAAAUAGUGAUUCAUCAGUGUCUUUUAUCUGUGAUGUGGCGUAUAACUAUUUCAGCUCAGCAAAAGGAUGCUUGCUAAUGCCAUCAUCUGAAGAUUUAUUAUUAACUCUCUUUCAGUUAUGUGCUCAGAGCAAAGAAAAAACACAUUUGCCAGAUUUUCUAAUCUGUAAACUGAAAAAUACUUGGCUCUCUGGUGUAAAUUUGUUGGUUCAUCAAACUGGCAGUACACAUAAACAGAGUACCUUCCUACAUUCGUCUGCUCUGUGGCUGAAGACACAAGCUCAGUCUUCAUCUUUGGAUAACACAAGUCUGCAGGUCCUCUUGUCUGCUGUUGAUGAUUUGUUAAAUACACUUCUAGAGAGUGAAGGUACUUAUCUUUUGGGAGUUUAUAUUGGAAGUGUAAUGCCAAACAACAGUGAGUGGGAAGAGAUGAGACAGUCUCUUCCUAUUCAGUGGUUAUACAGACCGCUUUUAGAGGGAAGACUGAGUUUAAAUUAUGAGUGUUUUAAAACAGAUUUUAAGGAACAAGAUACAAAAACACUUCCCAGCCAUUUGUGUACUUCAGCAUUAUUAAGCAAGAUGAUCUUUGUUGCACUAAAGAAGAAAAUAGUCCUAGAAAAUAAUGUGCUUGAGAAAAUAAUUGCAGAACUGCUCUAUUCACUUCAGUGGUGUGAAGAGCUAGACAAUCCACCUAUUUUUGUGACUGGAUUUUGUAAAAUGCUUCAAAAAAUGGACAUUACAUUUGAUAACUUUCGUGUGCUUGGUAAUAUUGCUGGCCUUCUACAGCUUCUGUUUAAUAGAUCCAGGGAAAAUGGCACACUCUGGUCUCUCAUUAUUGCUAAAUUGAUCCUUUCCCGAAGUAUUUCAUCUGAUGAAGUAAAGCCACAUUAUAAAAGAAAAGAAAGUUUCUUUCCACUAACAGAAGGCAAUUUGCAUACCAUUCAAAGUCUCUGUCCAUUUUUGUCAAAAGAAGAAAAGAAAGAAUUCAGUGCUCAAUGUAUACCUGCUCUUUUGGGUUGGACUAAGGAGGACCUUUGCAGUACUGAUGGAGGUUUUGGACAUCUUGCCAUUUUUAAUUCUUGUCUGCAAACCAGAAGCAUAGAUGAUGGAGAGCUGUUACAUGGUAUAUUAAAAAUUAUAAUAUCUUGGAAGAAAGAACAUGAAGAUAUUUUUCUUUUUAGUUGUAAUUUAUCAGAAGCAAGUCCAGAGGUACUGGGUGUAAAUAUAGAAAUAAUCCGGUUCCUUUCCUUAUUUCUGAAGUAUUGCUCAUCUCCUUUGGCACAGAGUGAAUGGGACUUCAUCAUGUGUUCCAUGUUGGCUUGGUUGGAGACAACAAAUGAGAAUCAGGCAUUGUGUUCUGUUCCACUCAUACAACUGUUUGCCUGUGUCAGCUGUGAUUUGGCCUGUGAUCUCAGUGCUUUUUUUGAUUCAACAACUCUGGAUACCAUUGGCAAUCUUCCUGUAAAUCUAAUCAGUGAAUGGAAAGAAUUUUUUUCCCAAGGCAUCCACAGUUUGCUUUUGCCUCUUUUGGUGACUGCUACAGGAGAAGACAAAGAUCUGUCUGAAACAUCCUUUAAGAAUGCAAUGCUGAAGCCCAUGUGUGAAACAUUAACAUACAUCUCGAAGGAUCAGCUGUUGAGUCAGAAACUUCCUGUAAAAUUGGUUGCUGGCCAAAAAACAAAUUUGCCAGAACAUCUCCAGACUUUGUUAAAUACAUUGGCCCCAUUACUCCUCUUCAGAGCUAGGCCUGUGCAAAUUGCUGUUUAUCAUAUGCUCUUCAAAUUAAUGCCUGAAUUACCACAGUACGAUCAGGAUAAUCUAAAGUCAUAUGGAGAUGAAGAAGAAGAACCAGCCUUGUCACCACCAGCAGUAUUGAUGUCUCUUCUCAGUACUCAAGAAGACUUGCUGGAAAACGUUCUAGGGUGUGUUCCUGUUGGGCAAAUAGUUACUAUUAAGCCACUAAGUGAAGACUUCUGUUAUGUUCUGGGGUACCUCCUCACUUGGAAAUUAAUACUAACUUUCUUCAAAGCUGCUUCAUCUCAGCUUCGGGCUCUGUAUUCAAUGUACCUUCGGAAAACAAAGAGUUUGAAUAAAUUACUCUAUCACCUCUUCAGGCUUAUGCCAGAAAAUCCAACCUAUGGAGAGGCAGCUAUUGAGGUUUCAAAUAAGGACCCUAAAACUUUCUUUACUGAGGAGCUCCAGCUGAGUAUUAGAGAAACUACAACUCUUCCAUACCAUAUUCCACACUUGGCUUGUUCAGUCUAUCAUAUGACUUUAAAAGAUUUGCCUGCCAUGGUUAGGCUGUGGUGGAAUAGCAGUGAGAAGCGUGUUUUUAAUAUUGUAGAUAGAUUUACAAGCAAGUAUGUCAGCAAUGUUCUUUCUUUUCAAGAAAUAUCUUCUGUGCAAACAAGUACACAGCUAUUUAAUGGCAUGACGGUUAAAGCUCGAGCUACUACUCGAGAAGUAAUGGCUACUUACACUAUUGAGGACAUAGUCAUUGAACUUAUAAUACAACUGCCUUCAAAUUAUCCAUUGGGUUCAAUAACAGUGGAAAGUGGGAAACGAGUUGGAGUGGCUGUUCAGCAGUGGCGGAACUGGAUGCUGCAGCUCAGCACUUAUCUCACCCAUCAGAAUGGAAGUAUUAUGGAAGGCUUAGCAUUAUGGAAAAAUAACGUAGAUAAACGUUUUGAGGGUGUUGAAGAUUGCAUGAUCUGUUUCUCAGUCAUUCAUGGUUUCAACUAUUCUCUUCCCAAAAAAGCCUGUAGAACAUGCAAGAAAAAGUUCCAUUCAGCCUGUUUGUACAAAUGGUUUACAUCUAGCAACAAGUCCACCUGUCCACUCUGUCGUGAGACCUUUUUCUGAGAUUUUUUUCCAUUGGAAGUGAUCCCUGAAGUAAAUUAAGCAAAGGCAUUGGAUUUGGAUCCAACUUAAGGUGUUGAUGUGAGAAAGCCAGUCAGCAUUACUUUUAAAUAGGACCUUCUCUGGAAAAUUAUUUUGGUUAAUGUGAUAAUCUUAAAAUCAGGUUUACCUAUCUUUAGAUUGCUUUGUAAAUGUUUGGAAACUUUUUCUUUUACAAAAGAAUAUUACAUAUUUGAGAGAAAAUAUUUAUAUUAAUGGUUUAAUCUCUUUGUAUAUUUAAAAAUGAAUACAAAAGCCCUAAAUUAUAGAAUUAAAAUUUGUGAAAACAUUGUACAACUAUAUUAUAACUUAUAAACCCAUUCGGUUUGUUGGUCUGUGUUCUAGAAUAGUCCAAGAGUCAGCCAAAAUGAAUUGAGAGAGUUGAUUUAAGACUUAUUUAUUAGUUAUGACAGCAAAUUUAGUAGUGUUUUGAUUUUUUAGAUUAUUUUAAUGAUAAAAAUUAACUGUAAGCUAUUAAUAUGGCUUAUCUUAAGCUAUUUGAAGCAUGCUAUGAAAUCCUAUAUAAAAGAAUGUAAACUGAACUUUAAGGUGCCUCCGUUUAUCAAGGGUUACGAAAUUCAGAAAAUUAAAUUCAUGACACUGACCUUUUGCUUGUGGAAGAAUUAUUUCCAUGUAUUAAGUGAAAUUUGAAUAGUAAAUUUGUCAGUGAAUUUAUUACUCAUUUUGAGUGUAUCUUCAGAGAGUGGGAAUUAGAGAGAAAAGGUAAUUUGAUUAUUUCAUUUGUGAAGCAAAAUGGAAGUUAUCCCUCUAUUGAGAGGGAAGAAAUACAUAUAAUUGGAACUUUAAGAUUGAUGGAAAAACCAACAUUUAAAAAUGUUUUAGGAGGCUUUCAAUUUUGUAAGCAAAUUUUGCUAUUCUAACUAGCCAAAGUUACACUAAAUAAGGGAUUUAGGGAAGCUAAUUUUUUUUUUCAGCAUCCAGAAAUGAAAAUUACGGAUUUUAGUACUAAAUAAAAUUAAGUAUAAUAGGCUGAAGUAUAUGUGUAGGUAAAAACCUGCCUUUUGCCACAGCACUAUUACUCUUAAAAAUUGUGCCCAAAGUAUAAAAGUGUGGAAGUUUGGAACUUAGAAUAAUUUUAUUACAGUCUUCCAUUUCAUGGAAAAUAGCAUAUCUAAUAGUUAGGCUAUUUAAGAGAUCAGCUAAUCAUUUGUGUUGCAAAUGUUUAAUUGGCAAAAGCAACUCAUGUUAAAUAAAAUUAUUGCUUACCAUCAACUGGGUAAAAUGACUAUUAUUGAAAUAGUAUGAAUGUGGUCAGAGGAUUAUAGUUGAGUGAAAUAUAAUGUGUGAGUUGCACAUCUCUUGAGCUGUAUUUGUAGGUGUAGUGUCCUACACAGUUUUGUUCUUGAAAGUUUUCUUUGUAAUAUCUUAUUUUCUAGCCUUGAGACUCGGAGUCAGUAAAUGCAGUACAGAUAGCAAAAAUUCUACUACCUCUUCUUGACCCCUCUUUUAAAAUAUUCUCUAUGUCUGUCUUUGACAUAGUAAUCCCAAAGGAUUGUGUUACUCUCCUGUGAAAGUUACACACGUUUCCUUUAAAAAUGGUUUUAUAAUAAAACUUUGUUUAUAACCUC
Messenger RNA from Ictidomys tridecemlineatus (thirteen-lined ground squirrel), 7169 nucleotides. It is a transcript of the gene Ltn1, whose product is annotated as listerin E3 ubiquitin protein ligase 1. Gene Ontology annotation, cellular component: cytosol; RQC complex. The record is from RefSeq and is a predicted model, not a curated record. Gene Ontology annotation, biological process: ribosome-associated ubiquitin-dependent protein catabolic process; rescue of stalled cytosolic ribosome. Gene Ontology annotation, molecular function: ribosomal large subunit binding; zinc ion binding; ubiquitin protein ligase activity. NCBI's taxonomy places the organism in Eukaryota, Metazoa, Chordata, Mammalia, Rodentia, Sciuridae.